Messenger RNA from Nothoprocta perdicaria, 879 nucleotides. RefSeq names its product methylmalonyl-CoA epimerase (gene MCEE). The coding region runs from base 17 to 541 and encodes 174 amino acids. Gene Ontology annotation, biological process: L-methylmalonyl-CoA metabolic process. Lineage: Eukaryota; Metazoa; Chordata; Aves; Tinamiformes; Tinamidae. The transcript has 3 exons. Gene Ontology annotation, molecular function: methylmalonyl-CoA epimerase activity. The record is from RefSeq and is a predicted model, not a curated record. Gene Ontology annotation, cellular component: mitochondrion.
GGGCGCCAGCGGCGACAUGGCGGCCUCCUUGCGGCGCGCGGCGGCCGGGCUUCUUACCAGGUUGCAGACUUCAGCUCCCAUCAUACGAACUCUCUCAACGCCAAAGUCCGACUCUCAAAGCAUCCCAAGCUCUUUGUGGAAACUGGGCCGACUUAACCACGUAGCAAUAGCAGUGCCUGACCUGGAGAAGGCUCAGGCUUUGUAUAAGGAUGUGCUAGGCGCACGGGUGAGCGAGGCUGUUGCUCUUCCUGAACACGGUGUCUACACUGUUUUUGUGGAGCUGGGAAAUACAAAACUGGAGCUUCUACAUCCUCUAGGAGAAAAAAGUCCUAUAUCAAGCUUUCUGCAAAAAAACAAGACAGGAGGAAUGCAUCAUAUAUGCAUUGAGGUUGAUGACAUAAAAGCAGCUGUGACAGAACUGAAGGAAAAAAAGAUCCGAGUAUUGAGUGAAGAGCCAAAAAUAGGUGCACAUGGCAAACCUGUGAUCUUUCUUCACCCUAAAGAUUGCCACGGAGUCCUUGUGGAACUUGAGCAAGCUUGACUUGUAAUAUUCAUAUAGUAACACAAUAAACGAAUUGUGAAGUUACUGAAAUGGGGCUGGGAAAAAUGCUGCAUUAUUCAAUCUUUACAGAUUUGCUGUACUUCCUGGUGAUUCUUAYAGUUCCUAUAGCACUGAAAUAGGGCUAGAGUUUUUUGCUAAUAUGAUUUACAAAACUACUCUAUUUUCUUCAUUUCUUGAUUUCUCUGUGAUUCUAAAAAUGGAUACAUGAUCCAAACUACAUAUGUAAGACUAUAAUUUAUGUUCCAUUGUCACAUGUUUGCAGCAUGGUUUUACCUCUGUAGCCAGAGAAACUGUACAGUUUCUAGGUCAUUCUACUU